Molecule: messenger RNA, 1347 nt
Organism: Rangifer tarandus platyrhynchus (Svalbard reindeer)
Lineage: Eukaryota; Metazoa; Chordata; Mammalia; Artiodactyla; Cervidae
Source: the annotation of a GenBank genome assembly
AUGAAGCGCCCGUCCCUGCUCCUCGCUGUGGCUUUGGGCUUGGCGACCGCUGUCUCGGCCAGACCCGCGGUGAUUGAGUGCUGGUUCGUGGAGGAUGCGGGCGGGGGCAAGUUGGCCAAGAAACCCGCUGCCCUGCUGCUGCGCCAGGGCACGGAGAGCCCACCUCCCCGACCGGACCUCGCCCCAGAGCGCUACCUCAAAGUUCACGACCCCGCGGACGCCCUUCAGGCCGCCUUCAGGCGGUAUCCCCGGGACGCCCCCGCGCCACGCUGCGAGAUGAGCUUCUACAUCCUGUUCCCAGCCUCGGCCAAAUGGCUCAGCGGCUUGACCCCGGGGCAGAGCUGCCCGCGAGCCCUGGAUGGGACUUGGCUCAUGGUCAGCAUGUCUAGCCCGUUCCUCAGCCUCUCCAGCCUCCUUCGACUACAGUCGGAGCCUCAGCCGGAGCCUGCUCUCAUCACCAUGGCAACAGCUGUCCUAACUGUCUUCACUCACACCCCCACCCCUCGCAUCCAAAUGGGACAAGAUGCCUUGCUGGACUUGAGCUUUGCCUAUGUGCCCCUCACCUCCAAGGCUGCUACUUCCCUGGCCCCAGGUCCGCCUCCCUUUGGGCUGGAGUGGCGACGCCAGCAUCUGGGUAAGGGGCACCUGCUGCUAGCUGUGACUCCUGGACUGAAUGGGCAGGUGCCAGCUGCCCGAGAGGGGUCAGUGGCAUUUGCUGCUUGGGAUGAUGAUGAGCCCUGGGGACCAUGGACUGGAAAUGGGACCUUCUGGCUGCCUGCAGUUCAGCCCUCCCAGGAGGGUACCUAUCUGGCUACUGUCCACCUGCCAUACCUACAAGGGCAGAUCACCCUGGAGCUUGCUGUACAGAAAACCCCCACGGUGACCCUGACACCAGCGGCUCUUGUAUGGGCUGCUCCUGGGGAGGCACCCCCAGAGCUGCUCUGCCUUGUGUCCCACUUCUACCCCUCCCAGGGCCUGGAGGUGGAGUGGGAGCUUCGGGGUGGGCCAGAGGGUCGCUUUCAGAAGGCUGAGGGCCAGAGCUGGCUCUCGGCCCUGAGACAUCACUCAGAUGGCUCUGUGAGCCUCUACGCACAUCUGCAGCCGCCCCCAGUCACCAGUGAGCAGCAUGGGGCCCGCUAUGCCUGCCGGGUCCACCACCCCAGCCUGCCUGCCCUGGGGCGCAGCGCUGAGGUCACCCUGCAGGUGGCUGGUUUCUCUGGCCCCUCUCUGGAGGAUGGCAUCGGCCUCUUCCUGUCUGCCUUUCUCCUCCUUGGGCUCCUGAAGGCACUGAGCUGGGCUGUUGCCUACCUGACCACACAGAAUUCAAUGGAAAAGAAAACAGAGUGA